Messenger RNA from Oryza sativa Japonica Group (Japanese rice), 1822 nucleotides. RefSeq names its product probable xyloglucan galactosyltransferase GT19. Gene Ontology annotation, molecular function: glycosyltransferase activity. NCBI's taxonomy places the organism in Eukaryota, Viridiplantae, Streptophyta, Magnoliopsida, Poales, Poaceae. The record is from RefSeq and is a predicted model, not a curated record.
GCCACACAUCCGCUGAAAUAACCGUGCAGUUUCAGUUACACGACCACCCACACAUUCUCUCUCCUCCCAAAAUGCCCAAUCCUCUCUUCUUCCUCCUCCUCCUUGCCGCCGCCGCCGCCGCCACCGCCGGCGCCGGCGAAGGCGGCGCCACGCGGAAGGACCCGUGCGCCGGCCGACGGAUCCACAUCCGUCGCCUCCCGCCUCGAUUCAACGCGCACCUCCUCCGCCACUGCGACGCCGGGUUCCCGCUCGCCGACCCGUCGACGCCGGCCACCUCGUCCCCGCCCUGCGAGUCGCUCGUCAACCACGGCCUCGGCCCGCGCACCCACUCCAGCAGCCGCUCCUGGUACCGCACCGACACGCGCCUCCUCGAGGUCUUCUUCCACCGCCGCGUCGCCGAGCGCGGCUGCCUCGUCGCCGACCCCGCCCUCGCCGACGCCGUCUACCUCCCCUACUACGCGGGCCUCGACUCGCUCCCCUACGUGCUCGACCCGGCGCUCCUCGACUCCUCCGCGCAGCACGGCGCGGAGCUGGCCGAGUUCCUGGCGCGGGACAGGCCGCAGAUCCUGGCGCGCCGCCAUGGCCACGACCAUUUCCUGGUGCUCGCCGGGUCCGCGUGGGACUACUCGCAGCCGGUGCGCGCCGCCGCCGCCGCCGCCGCCGAGGCGAGGCUGUGGGGCACCACGUCGCUGCUCCGGCUCCCGGCGCUCGGCAACCUCACGUUCCUGACGCUGGAGUCCCGCGCGUGGCCGUGGCAGGAGCACGCGAUCCCGCACCCGACGUCGUUCCACCCGGCGUCGCUGCCGCGGCUGCGCGCGUGGCUGGCGCGCGCGCGCCGCGCCCGCCGCCCCGCGCUGAUGCUCUUCUCCGGCGGCGUGUCGCGCCCCUCCAGGCCCAACAUCCGCGGCUCCAUCCUCGCCGAGUGCGCCAACCGCACCGACGCGUGCGUCGUCGUGGACUGCUCCGGCGGCAGGUGCUCGCACGACCCCAUCCGGUACAUGCGGCCGAUGCUGCACUCCAGGUUCUGCCUCCAGCCGCCGGGGGACACGCCGACGCGGCGCUCCACGUUCGACGCCAUCCUCGCCGGCUGCGUCCCGGUGUUCUUCGAGGACGCGGCGGCGAGGCGGCAGUACGGGUGGCACCUGCCCCCGGAGAGGUACGACGAGUUCUCGGUGUACAUACCAAAGGAGUCGGUGGUGUUCGGCGGCGUCAAGAUCGCCGAGACGCUGGCGGCGGUGGGCGAGGGCGAGGUGAGGAGGAUGCGGGAGCGCGCGCUGGAGAUGGCGCCGAGGGUGCUGUACCGGCGGCACGGGAGCACGGCGGAGCUGAGCGAGACGGCCAAGGACGCCGUCGACCUCGCCGUCGACGGCGCGCUCCGCAGGAUACGGAGGCGGGUCCGCGCGCUGGACGACGGCGAGCCGGAGAGGAUAUACUCGCUGGAGGACGACGCCGUCGAGUCCUAGGAUCAAGAAAUGGUUUUUGAUGACAUAUUGCUCCAGUUUGGAUUUUGAUUAGUACUUCUCCGUUUCCUAAUGUAAGACUUUUUAGUAUCGCUUAUAUUCAUAUAGAUGUUAAUAAAUAAAAACAUAUAUGCAUAUUUAGAUUUAUUAACAUCUAUAUGAAUGUGCACAAUGCUAGAAUAUCUUACAUGAUGAAACGGAGGAAGCAGUAGUUUUUUACUUUCUUCCAAUCAUCAUUCAUACUUGGGCGGAUGUACAUUAGAUCUUCAUUUUCAUCUCUGCUGCUCCUCUUCUUGUUUUUUGUGAUGUUUCAAAGCAAAUUGCUGCUAUGAUAAAAAGAUAAAUUGAGCGACCUUCAUAUU